Nematostella vectensis (starlet sea anemone) is the source of this 3733-nucleotide messenger RNA. RefSeq lists its product as uncharacterized. Lineage: Eukaryota; Metazoa; Cnidaria; Anthozoa; Actiniaria; Edwardsiidae. Bases 1 to 2997 code for a protein of 998 amino acids. The transcript has 7 exons. The record is from RefSeq and is a predicted model, not a curated record. Gene Ontology annotation, molecular function: protein binding. Gene Ontology annotation, biological process: signal transduction.
AUGAACAGAGUCGAACAGGCCGUCUGCAGAAUUCGUGAGAAGCUUCCAAAUGGUCGGGGUUUUCUUACUCUUGGAUCUGGAUGUGUUGUGAAGUCUGAUAUUCUAGCAGAAUCACUAGGCUGGAAAUGUCCGAUUAUUUUGGUAACGACGACGGACGUUAUAAGCCCUGAGCUUCUAGGUUCAGAGGGGAACUAUGUAGCGGAGUUCUUAUCACGGGAGAAGAAGGGCUUAGAAGUGUUCGAUUUGAAGUCGGCGGCAGAAUGUUGUCGUGUUCUCGCGAGUCGAGAAGUUGGAAAGGAGGCUUCGUACGGACUGAGUUUAAUCUCUGUUGAACCUCUUGACAAACGUGGAUUCCUGAAACGAAUAGUGAAAAAGAGCAGCUUACAAACUACCAGACCUAUUAAUUGCCAUAAAUUCGCGCAAACGGAUUUUAUCAGUGAAUUUACUGAUGGUUUUUUCUGUAAUGUUAUUCGAGACACUGGAAACGGUGAACAAGACUUUGAAACUCGCACCUACCAAUUCGCUCUAAACUCAUCAGAAACGAGGGAAUUUAUCUUGAAAGACUUCGUCGGACCAAACAUUACACUAGACACAAGAAAUUUCCCAGUCGAUCAACAACCUAUCGGAGCCAUAAUAUUCAGUAAACACGGGGAUUUCGUUGGAGCUUUUGGCGCUUGCGACGAAGAACUCGUACCUUUGUUUAUCCCCGAUGCAGUUAUCCGCGAUGAAGCUUCAGAUCAGCAAGAAAAUAACAAUCUAGCAGAUGAGCUACAAAGACCAGCAAGUGAGGGUGAGGAGGCUAAAAAAGGUGCAUCAUAUGACGAGAAGGAAGAGGGGGAGGUAGAGCAGGAAACAUCAGAACUUUUGUCUGAAACCAGAGAAUCCUUAGACCAGUCAAGGGAGGACCUGACAGUCAGGAUACCUGUGGAUGCCCCAGAGUCCCCUGAGACCCCCUCUCAGGAAAGUGUUGCCAUGGCGACUGCUGCUGAGGAGAGAGAGGGUGAAGAGAUUUGUCAACCUGAUGAACAGUUAACUGAUCAGGGGUAUGUUAAUGAAGUUUGCGAGAAAAAGGAGACAACAAGUGUUGAUGAAUCACCUGGAGAUGGUGAAAAGCCAGUCAAUGGGGAUCAAAUGGAUGACCAGCCACAAAAAGAACAAGUAUCAGGGGAUGUGUCAAUUGAAGCAGUUGAGGAGGAAAAAUCUGAAGCCAUAACUAAGAAUGAAAAUGAAACUAGUCUUGAGCAAGAAGAGUUUUCUGAAAAUAUUGAUAUUGAUGUAACUAAUGUUGUAAACCAGGAAAAUGCUAAGGAAGAAGACAGUGAUGAUAGAGAAACUGGUGAAGAGGGCAAGGCAGUCAAACCAGAUUCUGGAAAAGAGAGUACUGAGGUUGAUGCAGGAAGUGAGGAUAAUGAGUUCUUUGAUUGUAGGGAUGAGGCAUCAGCAAAUAAAACACAAAUGCAAAUUGAUGAGGAGGCUAAAACCUUCCCUGAUGACACAGCAGUGGAGCAACAAAAUGAUGACAAACAGGAAGAUAUGAGUGAAAGCCAACCAGAUGUCUCUGAGGAUGUUAAUGAUACUGGUGAUGAACUGUUGACUAGUGGAGAUGAUGCCGUUGAUAAAGUAAAAACUGUUGAUGCAUCAAUUGAUGACCAAGAUGAAAGGAGCGCUUUGCUCCAGGGAGAAGAAAAAGGUGUGCACGAUGGUGAUAAGGGUGUGGGAGAGGACUUGAAUUUGGGCGAAGUGGAAGCUGGAGUGAGUGACAAAAAGUCAUCUGGUACUCUCAUUGCUACGGAGAAGAUUAAUGGUGAAGAAGAACAAGUUGAUGGACUCACACAAGAUCAAGAACAGCCAUUACCAAACCUCAAAGAGAUAUCAUCUUCUGAUAGUGGACUAUCAGACUUGGAGGUGAAGGGUGGCCCUGAGAAGAGUAUGGAGGGCUUACCAGCGAGCAAGUCACCUCUUAGUAACUUGAGGCUGCCCUUAUUACCAGAUGACCUGUUGUCAGAAGCUGUUACCAACAAUCCCAAAGUCUUGGAAGAUCUGGCCAAAUGCCUUGACACGGAGUACCAGCAUGGAGGUGUGCCGUGCUGGCGCGACCUGGCCGAGGUCCUGGCCAUACCUCCUGAAGCCUAUGAGCACUGCAGUUCGUUCUCAGAGACUAGUCCAACAGAGGACAUGAUGAUGUUUCUGUCCGCUACCAAGCCACAGCUGACGAUAAGCGAUAUGAAGGAUGGAUUGAGAGCCAUCGGACGACAGGACGUGCUACAGAUAUUGGAACGAUGUGUGACAAGGGGCAUCACAAGCAACGAGAGUGUGAUUGGCAGUCUUGUAGAACGUGACGACACAGACCUCCUUGGCCGGAUUGCCAUGAAGCUCGACCCAGGUUACACGCGCAACUGGAAAUCCCUCGCCAUUCAGAUGGAGAUCCCUAGACGAGUGUUCCGUAACUUUGGAACCCAGCAGCGACACAACUCCGCCCUGUUACUGUUCAAGUACUUGCCAAUUCACGACCCUGACCUGACGAUCAAGGAGAUCCGGGAUGCGUGCGAGGAAAUGGACAGACACGACGUGGUCAAGGUGCUGGAUUCGUCUGGAAUUCCAGGCGACGAUCCCGUCAAAGCAAUCUUAGAUGAUGCAGACUUCAUGGACGAGCUCACGGACUACCUUAAUGACGAUAGUACCGCGGGGGGCUGGCGCGAGUUAGCCGUCCAGCUCGGGGUUCCUGUGUCCAAGUGCUCUAUCUUCCAAUCAGCUGGUAGCAAGAGUCCCACUGCCUUGUUGCUGCGGAGUAUGGAGGAGUGUGAGCCGGACGUGACCGUGGAGGAGCUCAUACUUGCCCUCGUCGCCAUGAAGAGGCAGGAUGUUAUACAGAUUCUCGAGAAGCACUUUAAUCGGGACGACAUCAGAUCCAUUCUCGAGGACAACAACUGCCUGCCACCGGAGCCGGUCAAGGAGGAGGGGGAAGAAGAGGAACUAGUAUCGGAGGAGGACAAGUAGACAUUGCAAUAGUUGAGUAACUUCACCCGAGUUUGUUGCUGUGGCGUGACUAUCCUGUGACAACAUUGUGAGGGUGUCACGGGCAUGGCAUGACCAUGUCGUGACCUUCUUGUAAUUGUUCCGUGGAUGUCACGGGAAUUUCAUGACCAUGGCGUGAACGACCACGCCAUAUCUAGUGCUUGUGUGAAUCUACCGUGUCUGUGUCCACGGGUAUGUCGUGACCAUGGCGUGACCGUCCUGUAAGCGCGUCACGCCCUAACCAUUUCUAGAGUUUGUGCUACCAUACCGUGAGAGGGCAUGUGUACCUCGUCACCUUUCAAGUAGAAAUUAAUGGUCAGAGAAUUUUUUGAAGAUUUUCACUUGAAGCUCUUAGCAUAAUUUUAUAAAGGGAAUGCUUUCGUUUUGAAUUGUUUUGAUAGAGGUGAUUUGCCUUCUUUAGUGGUUUUGUAUCCAGAUAAGGGACUCAAGGUUUUGUAAUUGUUAUGCAACUAAAGGUUUUGAAGAGGUUUUUGUCCCUGAUUUCGUAAUUAGAUUUGAAGGUAAAUUCUUAUAAGAAUUGAACGAGAUUUUUUAUUUAAAAGAAGAAGGCUUCCAUGGUAGAGCAGCCCAGAGCCUUCAAAGUCACACAGACAGAACAAAAAAAUGGCAUGAAAUUCUCCAAUUCUUCAAUUCCAAGAUAUAUAAGGUCAAGAUUCCGCAUACAAGGAGUUCCCCUGACAAAAAGCUUAAUUCCAAA